AUCAAUUUUGAUAAUAAUUCAUGUAUUGGGGUUUUGAUAAAAAGUCAACUCAGUGUGUCAGCAAUGUGAUUUAUGACAUUAAAAUUGAGCGCAGACAUUUGUUGCAGGUCAAUGCAGGCCAUUUAUUUUUUUAGUAAUCAGCCUUUCGUGUCAUUUAUGAUCUUUGAAAUACAUCACCGAUAUUAAUUUAAGGAUUUGUUUAUGAUUUAGAGCCGAGAAAACAAAUCAACCUUAACAUAAUCUUCCAUAUCUUUACAAGUGUCUUAGAAAUUGAGGUUCAUUUGAUCCAGAAUCCAAUUGAACAUGUUCAUUCCACCGAAUCAACUAUCAAGUAAAACAAUGAUAGGCGUAAAUAUGAAUUACUUAAGUAUUGGUAAGAAUAUAUCUCAACAGAGAUUUUGAGUAAAAACACGGAAAUUGAGAAUAGUAUGCAAAAUUCCAACUGUGAUCAUAGUUCUCAAUUCAGUGAAGCAAAAAAGACAGUUAGACAGUAUAUAAAGCAAAAUUUUGAGGAUAUCGCCAUCAGUUGAAUCCAUCUUCAAGCUGAAGAUUCGAAUAGUGCUGAAUUUGUUUAAAACAGUUUUAAAUUAUAUAAGUUGAAAUAAUUUUCCGUCGUUUACUUGUCCAGUCUAUUGAAAAUGAUUUCAAUUUUAGUAUCUUAUUUGUGUUUCUUGUCCUCAGGAUUGCUUACAGAUGCAGUGAUUACUAAUUCAUCAACUCCAAUCUCCAGAGGAAGACAAAUGGAUGAUCUACAUGAGCCGACAACAGCACUCAACCGCCAAUGGCCAGAAGCAUCUUACUUGGUACCCAAUUUCGGAAUGUCUACCCUACUUCCAAUCGCUAUUCUUAUAGGAAUCGGAGUUAUCCUGUUAAAAUUGUUCAUCUUGAGUCUUUGGAUUUUCGGACGGUCAGGAACUUCCAUGGGUGGUUUUGGACUACCAGUUACUCCUUACAGUUCAGCAUAUCCAGGAUAUCAUUCAUUGGCAUCAGCUUAUUCAAAUGGAUGGCGUGGGGAUGGUUCUGGUGCAGCGGCUCGAUCAAUGAUGGACAGAAAUGGACUACCAGUGUCCCCAAUAAUUGGAAACAAACUGCUCUCGUUGGUAGCCAAAGUAACAGAGGCAAUCGAAGGUGUUGAUAAACGAUAUAACAAAAGCUCCAAAUAGUUGGAAUGACUUUCUAUUAUACAUAUUAUAUAUAAACUGCUCCA
Molecule: messenger RNA, 1207 nt
Organism: Tetranychus urticae (two-spotted spider mite)
Lineage: Eukaryota; Metazoa; Arthropoda; Arachnida; Trombidiformes; Tetranychidae
Source: RefSeq, a predicted model, not a curated record